AUGGCAGCACCUCUUGACCAAGCUAUUGGUUUGCUGGUUGUCACCUUCCAAAAAUACACUAGCAAGGAUGGCGAUAAGAACAGUCUAAGUAAGAAGGAGUUGAAGGAGUUGAUACAGAAAGAGCUGACCAUUGGAUCAAAACUGCAGGACGCAGAGAUACAGACAUUAAUGAAAUAUCUGGACUGCAAUGGAGACGAAGUCGUGAACUUCCAGGAAGACGUCACUUUCCUGGGUGCCAUGGCAAUGAUGUACAAUGAAGCUUUGUGUUUGUAA
Messenger RNA from Podarcis lilfordi (Lilford's wall lizard), 273 nucleotides. The record is from the annotation of a GenBank genome assembly. NCBI's taxonomy places the organism in Eukaryota, Metazoa, Chordata, Lepidosauria, Squamata, Lacertidae.